This is a messenger RNA of Brettanomyces nanus, 2352 nucleotides long. RefSeq lists its product as uncharacterized. Bases 1 to 2352 code for a protein of 783 amino acids. The record is from RefSeq and is a predicted model, not a curated record. Gene Ontology annotation, cellular component: nucleus. Gene Ontology annotation, molecular function: RNA binding. Gene Ontology annotation, biological process: rRNA processing. Lineage: Eukaryota; Fungi; Ascomycota; Pichiomycetes; Pichiales; Pichiaceae. The transcript is spliced from 3 exons.
AUGACUAGGAAAGGAGAUAAAGUGAAGAAAGGAUCCAAAAAGGGUUUCUCUACUGAAGGAGCAUUUGUAACAUCUGAUCCACGUUUUUCGCAGGUUUAUAAUGACCCCAGAUUCAGGGCUCCUAGGAAGAAGGACUUGAAAAUCAAACUAGAUGAUCGGUUUACUAAGGAAGAGUUAAGUUUUGGAAAAUCUAGUGCAAAGGUCGAUAAGUAUGGAAGAAAAAUUAGUGGAAAGGAUGAUGAAGAACAAAAGGAUGUAUUUGACAAAUUAUACGAGACUACGAAAGAAGAUGAAGAUGAAGAUGAAGGUGAAUCUGAAGCUGAAGCUGAUGUAAUGGCUCGAGCUAGAGGAUUAAUGUCUGAGGAAGAGUCUAGUGAAUCCUCCAGUUCUGAAAGUGAGGAUGAAGAUGAAGAGGUGGUAUUUAAUGAAAAGCAAGAGGAUGAAGAUGUGUUCGGAGAAAUCCAAGAGGACGGAGAAGUUCCCGAAGGAGAGCCCACUACUCGAUUAGCAGCCGUCAAUCUUGAUUGGGACCAUAUUACUUCGACCGACUUAUUUGCGACAUUUUCCGGAUUUAUUCAGAAAGGUGGUAAGCUGAUCAAAGUGUCGAUAUAUCCAUCGGAUUAUGGAAAGAUGAAGAUGCAAAAGGAGGAGGUUGAAGGACCCCCCAAAGAGUUUUUCGGGGCCAUAGAGACCAACGAAGGAGCUGAGAGUGAUAGUGGUGAAAACGACGAUGAAGAUGGAGAAAUCGAUAUUCAAAAAGCUACAAAGAAGUUGUAUACCGAGGAUGAAGGUAUUGAUUAUAAUUCGAAGGCUCUUCGAAAGUAUCAACUUCAGAGAUUACGAUACUAUUAUGCCGUAAUUAACUGUGAUAGCGUUGAGACUGCAAAGAGUAUAUAUGAGAAUUGUGAUGAGACCGAAUAUGAGUCUACCGCCAACACAUUUGACCUCAGAUACAUUCCCGAGGAUAUGGAAUUUACAGAUUCUGUCCCAAGAGAUACAUGUGACAGGGUUCCAUCCAGUUAUAAACCUAUUGAUUUUGCUACGGAUGCUUUGAGGAACUCCAAGGUGAAAUUGAGUUGGGAUGAGACGCCUAUUCAGCGUAUUGAGAUGACUAGUAGGGAUUUCAGCCAAAGAGAAAUUGACGAUAUGGACUUCAAAGCUUACCUUGCAUCAGACAGCAGCGAAGAAGAAGCAGAAGAAGAUGCAGAAAAGACAAAAGAAAGAUACAGAAGAUUAUUGAAAAAGCCAGAGCCUGAUGAAGAAGAUGAUGAAGAUGGCAUUAGCGAUGUUGAUAUGGAAGUUACAUUUACUCCAGGAUUGAUAGAAGCCGAUAAAGAAGUAAAAGAGGAAAAGGAAGAAUCGAAACAACAGACUACGAUUGAAAAAUAUAGAAAUAAGGAAAAGGAUAGAAAGAAGAAGAGAAAGGAGAAGUUGAAAGAGAUGAAGAAGCAGGAAAGAGCAAAGAAAACAGGAAAGAGAGAAAAGCAUAGGCAUAUUGAAGAAAAGAAAGAUGAUAAUCAUUUCGACAUGAAGGACAUCAUAAAGGCAGAGAAGUUGAAGCUUAAAAAGAAGAAGAGCAAGAAGCAGAAGAGACAGGAAAGAGAGAUAGGUGAAAUUGACGAGGAUAUUAAGAUUGAUGAAGGAGAUACGAGAUUUGACGAAAUCUUUGAAGAUCAUGAAUUUGCCAUUGAUCCUACAAAUCCUGAGUUCAAAAAGACUACAGUUAUGAAGAAGUUGGAGGAGCGGAAGAAUCCAUCAAGUCAGGAUCAUGCAGUUUGGAUUGACGAAUCGAAGUGUUUCUUUGAGGACCUACCUAAGGAUACCAUUGUUGUUGGUAAAUACGAGGCUUACGAAUUCGACGCCAAUAAGAAUGACUACGUGAACUCAAAUCGUUUGCAGGUUGAAAUCACGGUGGACGAGACUUUUGAUAACAACCACAGGGUGGUUUCUCAGAAGAAUUCACCUAUCGGACAGUUCACUUUCACCUCUCUUGAUUCUGGUGAGCAUAAAUUCUGUAUCACUCCUAAGCACACGGAUUGGUCUAAGCGUGCAAAGCACAGAAUUCUAUUUGAUUUGGCGGUGGGUGAUGCCAGACCGUUAGUCGACUCUAGAAGAGAUGAAGACGUGAAUUUUUUGACUAUGAAGACAAAUGAACUUGUUAGAAAGAUCCAGGAUAUUCGAAGAGAGCAGCAGUUGUUUAGGGUGAAAGAAGCCAUUUUUAGAGAUACUUCCGAAUCGGUUAACUACAACAGUGUUAAAUGGACUGGUGUUCAGUUGAUUGUUUUAGUUGCCAUCGGUGUGUGGCAGACUUCAUACUUGAAGAGCUAUUUUGUCAAGCAAAAGGUUGUUUAA